ACCCCCAAUUCCACACACCAUUUAAAACCCUCAUCCAACCUUCCUUCUUCAAAAGACAAUCUUUUAUUCUCUCUUCAAAAAUUUCAAACAAUCUCUGAACAAUGUCCCCUUAAUCCUAACCCUAGAGAGAGAGAGAAAGAGAUACUGUAAAAGAAGAAAAUGAGGUAUAUCAGAACAGGAAGUUUCAAGAGGCUCUUCUCUAUGAAGCGUCAUAGCUUGGAAGAUUUGCCAAAAGAAUGCAUUUUUAUGAAACAAGAUUCAUUCAACAAUGGUGAAACAGAGUCUUUCAAGAAACCCACCUGGAAAUGCUUCUCUUUUGAAGAGAUUUAUGUUGCCACAAAUGGUUUUUCCUCAGAAAACAUGGUUGGGAAAGGUGGGUAUGCAGAGGUUUACAAAGGAGUGUUAGAAGAUGGGCAAACGAUUGCUGUGAAAAGAUUAACACAAACAUCAUGUGACGAAAGGAAAGAGAAAGAGUUCUUGACAGAAAUAGGAACACUUGGUCAUGUAAAUCAUCCAAAUGUUUCAUCACUCUUGGGUUGUUGUAUUGAUAGUGGUCUUUAUCUCAUCUUUCAAUUCUCAUCCAAAGGUUCUGUGGCUUCUCUUCUUCAUGAUGAGAAUUUACCGGUUAUGGAUUGGAACACGAGGUACAAGAUUGCCAUUGGGUCCGCUAAGGGGCUACAUUACUUGCACAAAGUAUGUCCAAGAAGAAUUAUUCAUCGCGACAUUAAAGCUUCAAAUGUUUUGGUGACAAAAGAUUUUGAACCACAAAUAUCGGAUUUUGGGCUUGCAAAAUGGCUACCUUCGCAAUGGACACACCACUCGAUUGCUCCAAUCGAAGGAACAUUUGGACAUUUGGCUCCCGAGUAUUUUAUGCAUGGUGUUGUGGAUGAAAAAACCGAUGUUUUUGCUUUUGGUGUUUUUUUACUUGAAAUUUUAUCGGGCAAGAAAUCUGUCGAUGGGUCCCACCAAAGCUUGCAUGGUUGGGCAAGACCAAUAUUAAACCAAGGUGAAGUGGAAAAAAUUGUGGACUCAAGACUCGAAGGUAAAUAUGACUAUUUGCAACUUAAUAGACUUGCUUUUGCAGCAUCUCUUUGUAUUCGACCAUCCUCCACGUGGCGCCCUACGAUGAGCGAGGUACUUGAGGUAAUGUUUGAAGAAGAAAUCGAUAAAAAUAGAUGGAAAAUGCCUGAUGAAGAAAAGGAAGAACACGAUGAGUUUUGGGGUUUCGAGGAUUUGGAGUUUGAAUCUUGUGACAGUAGCAGAGAAAGUACUUUCUCGGCUUCUCUCCAAGAUUCAAUCUCAACAAAGAGCAGUUAAUAAGUCAUGUGUAUAAAUACUUUAUCUUACGUCAAUAAUAAUACAGUUUUUAAGUCAUAUAUAUGAUCAAGUAGUUAAUUUGACUCCUAAUAGUGUUAUUUUGUGAGUAGGGUAUAUACACAUUGGAACCACAACAUACCUUAUUAUGUAAAUGAC
Messenger RNA from Lactuca virosa, 1473 nucleotides. Lineage: Eukaryota; Viridiplantae; Streptophyta; Magnoliopsida; Asterales; Asteraceae. The record is from the annotation of a GenBank genome assembly.